AACACGUUAGUGCUCGUUCAACCUUAGUGUGAUUCAGACCACGCGUUUAAUCCUGAAUACCCGUGUUUUCACUUCGUCAGCGUUUUCAAAUUUGGAUUGAUGUGGAUUGAAAUGAAUUAAGUCAGCACCCAGUGUCAGUCAGUGUAGAACGUGUAUUAAGCUUAUCAAAAUUGUCCAGCAAAAUGAAACGAUCAACUGUAACACAGGACCUUCACGUGGAAUGCCCACUUUGCGGUGUAGUGAAACCUGGCUAUCAAGUAAUAAAAUUAAACCAAUGUAACCACGUGUUUUGCAAGCCGUGUUUGAAACGGUAUUGCACACAUUAUGGAUCCGCUUUAGCACGAUGUCCGUACGAAAAUUGUGAUCAAUUACUAGACGAUUACGAAAAACAGAACAUAUUGUAUCCAACAAAUCCUAUUGUAAGAUCACCACCGAUUUCGAAGCAAAGAAGUUGGAAGUUUUGGAAAAGGGAUAAAGCAGAAAAGGAUAUCGAUACCUCAUGCGACGACCAACAAAUAUCCCAUGACUCGUUCACUGACUCUAAAUUGGCAAAUUCAUCACAAGCUCUUGUUUAUGAAAAGUUGUCAGCAAACAAUCCUGAGGAAGCAACUAUAGCGCAUGGCUUCUCAACUUUGCCGGAAACAGUGUCUAAUGCUGCGGAAAAUUCGAAAAUGAAGUGUACUGAAGCAUUAGAAUUGCAUGAUUUUUCAAGUAUUACAAUUUUGGAUGUUUCAUGUGUACAUAAUUCAGAAUCGCUGAACUCCAGCCCCGCUCAGAACCAGCUGAUACAUUUAUGUAGUUCAUCGGAAAAUAAACAGCCAAAAGUGUGGGGUGCAGAAGCGAGAAUUAGUCUUCGUAGAUUCAUCACAGAAAUAUUUCACGUAGUUGUAGAUUUCAUGUUUCUCGCCAUUAAAGCUGAUCUUUUUUUAAAUACUGACACCGAUGAAUGUGUAAUAUGUCGUGAGCAGAUAAACGCUUACAAAGGAAUUACAUUCCCGUACUGUUCAUAUUGGUUUUGCCGAACUUGUCUGACCAAACCAUCUGGUAGUUGCCAUACGAAGUGUACGGAAGAUUUUGUGCUGUUGUACUCAAAUUCAUCGAUUCAAAACAAGAUAUGUGCAAUAAUACUAGAUAAAGAAAUCUGGGGUUUACUGCUGAAUUUAGAUGACGAUUUAGUACCAACCCAAUGUAAUUUAUAUUCAGAAGAUUUGAAAAUCGAUAAUACAUAUAAGAAUUCGAAUGCUGGAAACUUAAUAUCGUUUGAUUCUACGUCGAAACGAGAUAUUCGUGGAUCAAACUUAGUGGAUUCCGUGUCGGAGGUAGUUCUUCUUCGUAACACGAAUCCUUCGGCCUGUUUGAAGUGUAAAAGAAGUAUCUUGGUCAAAAAAGGUGUCAUACUACGCGGUUGUUUUCACGUUCUUUGUGACUGCUGCUUAAUUCAAACAAUUAUGGAAACGCUUGAUUUUGGCGUGGAGGUUCGUUGUCCUAUGAUACUCGAGGAUAACCGAUGGUGCAAGACAAUCAUUCAAGAAAGAGAAAUCAAAAGUUUACUGACUAAAGAACAGUAUGCAAAAUACGAGCGCUUGUGUCUUCAAGCGGCCCAGAAAGAAUUUGAGUCAACUGCAAGAUGUUUUAAACCAAACUGUAAGGGCUGGGUCAUCCUUGAAGGUUACAAAGAUAGCUUCCUCUGUCAAGUGUGUGGCAACGAAAAUUGUUUAUCAUGCAAGGCAAUUCAUAAUGGGAAAUCGUGCAGAGGUUACAUGAUGCAAAUGGAAAGAAAUACGAGCAAAAAAUCAGAGCCAGCUACACGGUGUCCCAGUUGCAAAGGAACUAAAACCAAAGCAGGAGUUAAUAAUUUCAUAAGAUGUUUACAGUGUAAAUUUGUCUUUAGUUUAACCAAGCAUUGACCGAAAAAAUGGUAUUGAGAAUGGUUUUUAAGUGACUUAAACUUGUUUCAAGCAUUAUUCUUUUAAAUAAAUCCUCAAUUUUUUUAAACUAACA
This is a messenger RNA of Culex pipiens pallens (northern house mosquito), 2001 nucleotides long. RefSeq lists its product as uncharacterized. Gene Ontology annotation, biological process: proteasome-mediated ubiquitin-dependent protein catabolic process; protein linear polyubiquitination. Gene Ontology annotation, cellular component: LUBAC complex. Lineage: Eukaryota; Metazoa; Arthropoda; Insecta; Diptera; Culicidae. The coding region runs from base 183 to 1907 and encodes 574 amino acids. Gene Ontology annotation, molecular function: ubiquitin-protein transferase activity; ubiquitin binding. The transcript has 4 exons. The record is from RefSeq and is a predicted model, not a curated record.